AUGAAGACUCUCACCCGCCCGACGCGUCGCUCUAGCGCGCGUACCUCCCGCCGCCGUAGCUCCAGCGACAUGUCGGCUGCUUUAUCGCCUCCGCCAGACUUUGCUGCGUCCAACGCUCUGUCAUCCGACCCCGACGGAUCUCUAGAAGUGACAUUCUGCGCCGUUCAGCGUGUGCACAACCGCUCAUUCCUGUUGCUGUGUACGCGCUCCGACUGGCGCCUCUACCGCCUUGAUGGCUUCAACGCGUCACGAGAUAGCUGCUCGCCCGUGCAGCUGCUAAUCGACCUCGAGAAGGACGCAGCGCGCCUCUCCAGUGUUCGCUUCUUCCAGCUGUACGAACUUCCCACAGAGACGGACUUGCCGUCGGCAGUAGGAGCUCUCUUCGUGUCGGAACGAAGCUCCUCGCUGCCUUCGAGCGACGGCGAGGACGAUGAUUUUGUGUCUGCAACCGCUGAGGAUGAGGACGACGGGCACGAGGAAAUAUCGGUGCUAGCUCUGGGCGAGCAAAAACUGCUUCACAAACUACCGCCAUCGCCCUCGCUCGUGCUGGACAUCCAGACAAACGCAACGACAGCGGCGAUACUGUGUGAGACUCGGGAGCUUUUCCUUUACGAUUUGGCCACUUUCCAGUUGCAACAGACAAUCGUCACGGCUUCUCCGGCUAUGGCUCUCGGUCCACGUUGGCUGGCAUAUCCAGGAUUCGCACAGAGUAGUGAUGCAAGUCAAGCCAACGGACGAGACCAGUCGAGAACAGGCCAAGCAGACAGCGACUCGGACUUCGACGACGUUCCGAUUGACGCUCUGGCUAGCGGUGGGAUGACCGUAGAAGCCCGUGACGCGCCGCACAGCUCCUCUCCGUCCUACACAGCAAUUGACGUGGCUCAGAAUGUAGCCUCGGGGCUGUAUUAUCUUUCCGAGUUCGGACGAGCCACCAUCGCGCCAUAUUUGUCAUCCUCCCCUGGCAAACCGCCCAAUGGAUUACACAAUCAUCACACACAAACGUCAGGAACUGGUCGGCGCAGCUCGGGACGGUCAAGAAACUCGUCUUUCAGUGGCUCUACGAACAAGGAACCGCUCAGAAGUCAACCGAGUGAUGAUGUAGCAGCGUCAGUGUCAAAGAAACACCCCGGGUGGGCUGUGGUGCUAGACCUGGUGACUAAGCGCGUGUUGGCGAACUUCCCUUGUCAUUCCACUGCACUGGUGAACUUGUCGUUGAAUUUCUCGGGACUUCUGUUGGCUACGAGUUCCACCAAGGGACAAAACCUCCAUGUAUACAGAUUAUCGCCUCCGUUGCAGAGUGUAGUAAACAAACUGGGAGGAUCGUCAGUAGCUGGAUAUGGAACACUCUGCCAUCAGUUGGUGUACAAGUUACAGCGAGGAAUCACCCACGCGACUAUCCAAAACAUCGCCUUCAAUCAGGAUGGCAAAUGGAUUAAUGUCACGUCAGCACACGGCACCAGCCAUCUCUACGCGUUGCAUCCGGAAGGAGCUCGCAUCAGUGCAGACACACAUGCUAACACAGUGGAGAGUGCUGAAUCGACUGCUGAUGGGCUGGGCCCAGGCUUUCCACUACGACAAGUGAACGACUUUUAUGCCGACUUCCGUGCGCUUGAGACGCGGACGCAGACUCAAGUGCUUCGGAUCCGUCAUGAGUUCAAGAUCCCCACCGUCCCGACUGUAAAUCACCACAAGGCUACAGCCCCAAUUCAUUCCAAAUCACGUACCACUCGUUCGUCCUCAACGUCGUCUUCCUCGUCUGUGUCGUCAACGUCUUCCUCAUCGUCUCCUACGGGCCCAGCAUUUCAAAGUCCACCAGCUACUGGAGGCAUGCGCAGUAGCACCAUCAUGGAAUCAGCCCUAGGUGCAUCGCAGGCUCUGCUCUCUCAGCUCGCCACAUCCGCCAUAGACUUCGGCCAUCAGCACUUUGAAAAUGACACGGAUGUGGCCUCUCGUCGUCGUCGAUUACGUCAGCGUCUGUGCUGCCUCUUUGCUCCUGAUGGACUCAAGAUGCUGACUUGCUGCGACGCUGCUCUCAAAUUGUAUGACAUGCGAGUGACUGCGCUCGCCCAGCACAAGGCUGACCACGCUCGUGCCACGUCGUCUAACUCAAAAACGAAGAAUUCCAAGUCGUCGCUGUCGUCCUAUGGCUUUGAGGCGAGUGUCACGGAGCUCAAGUCGUGGGAACUGCUCGCAUCGGGUCGUCGAAAAUCGGAAUCUCUUUCAUCUGCUAUUGAGGAUCAUGCAGCCUUGAACAACAAUAAUUUCAGUGGAGGAGACCCGAGUGCCAAGACUGAGCUAAGGACGUUUGCUCAGCGAUCGCUGCCUCUGUGGGCCCAUCCGAAGGUGACAUUUAAAGCGAUUGACGAAGACCACCCGGAAGGUCAAGUUCUUGAGGUCAAGCGUAAAGGUCCGAACCCGAGUCAAGACCUCAGCGCAAAUACCAUGGCCACGGCCCCUGAAGGGUUUGCUAAUGGCGACGAACAAUUGUUUGUGAUGGAGAUGGAUUCAUACUUUGGUAUUGGCGGCUCUCCUGUAUUUGAUGGCCACGGAGACGGCCGUCCUACUACACCAGAGAUUCCUCCUCCGCUAGAUCUGGCCGCGAGUAUCAAUAUGGCCAUGUCCUCUUCGCUGUCUGAGACGCCGCCAAAGCCGAUACCCGAGAAGGAAGCUCCUUAG
Phytophthora infestans T30-4 is the source of this 2676-nucleotide messenger RNA. RefSeq lists its product as uncharacterized. Bases 1 to 2676 code for a protein of 891 amino acids. Gene Ontology annotation, molecular function: protein binding. The record is from RefSeq and is a predicted model, not a curated record. Gene Ontology annotation, biological process: response to starvation; autophagy. Gene Ontology annotation, cellular component: cytoplasm. The transcript has 3 exons. NCBI's taxonomy places the organism in Eukaryota, Oomycota, Peronosporomycetes, Peronosporales, Peronosporaceae.